CCCCGGGCCGGAGGUGGGCGAGCUUGCGGGCCCGGCCGCCCCCACGCCGCCCGCCGGCCCCGCCCCCCGCCGAGUGCAUGAGGUUGACGCUACUUUGUUGCACCUGGAGGGAAGAACGCAUGGGAGAGGAAGGAAGUGAGUUGCCCAUAUGUGCGCGAUGCGGCCAGAGGAUCUAUGACGGCCAGUACCUCCAGGCCCAGAACGCUGAUUGGCACGCAGACUGCUUCAGGUGCUGUGAGUGUGGUGCUUCCCUGUCACAUCAGUACUACGAGAAAGAUGGGCAGCUCUUCUGCAAGAAGGACUACUGGGCCCACUGCGGCGAGUCCUGCCACGGCUGCAUGGAGCACAUCACCAAGGGCCUGGUCAUGGUGGCCGGGGAGCUGAAGUACCACCCCGAGUGCUUCAUCUGCCUCAUGUGUGGGACCUUCAUUGGGGACGGGGACACCUAUACCCUGGUGGAGCACUCCAAGCUGUACUGCGGCCAUUGCUACUACCAGACCGUGGUGACCCCCGUCAUCGAGCAGAUCCUGCCCGACUCUCCUGGCUCCCACCUGCCCCACACGGUCACCCUAGUGUCCAUCCCGGCCUCUGCUCAUGGCAAACGCGGCCUCUCAGUCUCCAUCGACCCCCCGCACGGCCCACCGGGCUGCGGCACGGAGCACUCGCACACUGUCCGUGUCCAGGGAGUGGACCCGGGCUGCAUGAGCCCCGAUGUGAAGAAUUCCAUCCAUGUGGGAGACCGGAUCCUGGAAAUCAAUGGCACCCCUAUCCGGAAUGUGCCGCUGGAUGAGAUCGACCUGCUGAUCCAGGAAACCAGCCGCCUGCUGCAGCUGACAAUCGAGCACAACCCCCACGACUCGCUGGGCCAGGGGCCUCUACCUACACACAGUCCCCUGGGCUCUCCAGCCUGCACGCCCACCGGAGAGGCCAGCAGCUCGCGGCAGAGGCCUGUCUUGAGGAGCUGCAGCAUCGACACGUCCCCAGGGGCCAGUUCACUGGCUUCACCGGCCUCCCAGCACAAGGACCUGGGCCGCUCUGAGUCCCUACGUGUGGUCUGCCGGCCGCACCGCAUCUUCAGACCCUCAGACCUCAUCCAUGGCGAGGUGCUGGGCAAGGGCUGCUUUGGCCAGGCCAUCAAGGUGACACACCGGGAGACAGGUGAGGUGAUGGUGAUGAAGGAGCUGAUCCGGUUCGACGAGGAGACACAGAGGACAUUCCUCAAGGAGGUAAAGGUCAUGCGGUGCCUGGAGCACCCCAACGUGCUCAAGUUCAUCGGCGUGCUCUACAAGGACAAGCGGCUCAACUUCAUCACGGAGUACAUCAAGGGCGGCACACUGCGUAGCAUCAUCAAGGCCAUGGACAGCCAGUACCCGUGGAGCCAGAGGGUGAGCUUUGCCAAGGACAUCGCAUCGGGGAUGGCCUACCUCCACUCCAUGAACAUCAUCCACCGAGACCUCAACUCCCACAACUGCCUGGUCCGCGAGAACAAGAACGUGGUGGUGGCCGACUUCGGGCUGGCCCGACUCAUGGUGGAUGAAAAGACGAAGCCCGAGGACCUGCGGAGCCGCAAGAAGCGGUACACAGUGGUGGGGAAUCCCUACUGGAUGGCACCUGAGAUGAUCAACGGCCACAGCUAUGACGAGAAGGUGGAUGUGUUUUCCUUUGGCAUCGUCCUGUGCGAGAUCAUUGGGCGGGUGAAUGCGGACCCUGACUACCUGCCCCGCACCAUGGACUUUGGCCUUAACGUGCGUGGCUUCCUGGACCGCUACUGUCCCCCCAACUGCCCCCCGAGCUUCUUUCCCAUCACUGUGGACUGCUGUGACCUGGACCCCGAGAAGAGGCCGUCCUUCGUGAAGCUGGAGCAGUGGCUGGAGACCCUGCGCAUGCACCUGGCCGGCCACAUGCCUCUAGGCCCACAGCUGGAACAGCUGGACAGGGUCUUCUGGGAGACCUACCGGCGGGGUGAGAGUGGACUCCCGGCCCACCCCGAGGUCCCUGACUGAGCCGGGUCCAGCGCUGCUGGGCCCCAGCCCAAGGGUGCGCCCUUGGCAGCCUCCCCUGCAGGCUGUGGCCAGGCCCUGACUCGCCUUCUCCCCAACCACGCCCUCACCCUCUGCCUGGGCCCAGAGCUGCACUCGUUCUGUCCCAUCGCCCUGCCCUACCUCUGUCUCCUGCAUGAGCUGCAGGGCCCGGUGAGCUGUGCCCGUCCCACAGACUGCCCUACCACCCUUUGCCCUGCACCUAUCUACACCUGCUCCAUGUGCGGGCUGGAAGCCACCUCUGGAAAGGCCCUGAGGGUGCUGGGUGGGCAUGCGCACGUGCAGAAGGGGCAGCCUUCCCCAGAGUCCCAGCCUGCCAGGGUGUCCAGGUAGCGGCAGGGCAGGAUUGAUGCAACCCAACCUCAAAGCAGAUUGAGGCCUGGCCCUGCAUGCCAGCUGGCAGUGCAGCAGGCUUGUGUCUUGCUCUGGGUCUCUCUUGUUUCUUUAUCAAAGCCACUUUAGUGAGAAGCAGGUACCAGGCCUCAGGUGAAGAGGGUCCCUUCAGGCACAGGGGAGCCUGGCUGAUGGAGGAGCUGGCCCAGGCAGGGCAGACGAGGCUGGUGUCCACCAGCAGCCUGGCUCUGCAUUCAUCUCAGUGCCCCAGGCCCUCCCGUCCUCGCAACCCUCUGUCCUCUGGGUUCUUUCUGUGUAAUCUAUUUUUUAAGAAGAGUUUGUAUUAUUUUUUCAUACGGCCGCAGCAGCUGCUGCUGGGGGCUUGGGGUUUUAUUUUUGUGGCAGGAGGGGGUGGGAGGGCCAUCUUAUCACUUUGCCUCAGUUGAGCAUCUAGGAAGUAUUAAAACUGUGAAGCUUUCUCAGUGCACUUUGAACCUGGAAAACAAGCCGAAUGGGCCCAGGGGACCACACUGGAGGGAGGCAAUUAGUGGUCACCUCCACCGGAACCUGGGUGGCUAUAGAACAGAUCAAGACUGAACAAUAAAAUUCUGUGCUCCCCA
Heterocephalus glaber (naked mole-rat) is the source of this 2992-nucleotide messenger RNA. RefSeq names its product LIM domain kinase 1 (gene Limk1). Gene Ontology annotation, cellular component: nucleus; cytoplasm; neuron projection. Lineage: Eukaryota; Metazoa; Chordata; Mammalia; Rodentia; Bathyergidae. Gene Ontology annotation, molecular function: ATP binding; protein serine/threonine kinase activity; protein binding. Gene Ontology annotation, biological process: positive regulation of stress fiber assembly; protein phosphorylation; actin cytoskeleton organization. The record is from RefSeq and is a predicted model, not a curated record.